Messenger RNA from Letharia columbiana, 198 nucleotides. RefSeq lists its product as uncharacterized. NCBI's taxonomy places the organism in Eukaryota, Fungi, Ascomycota, Lecanoromycetes, Lecanorales, Parmeliaceae. The transcript has a single exon. The record is from RefSeq and is a predicted model, not a curated record. Bases 1 to 198 code for a protein of 65 amino acids.
AUGAUACUCGCCCCCCCUGGACAUAGCUCGCACAAAGCUCAUACUGACACCUUCGACGCAUCCACCCAGAUCGAUAAUUGCGACCUUGAAGACACUACCCAAAUGGACGUUGCCUUUCUCAAUCGCUCCAGCGGCGAUACUAAAUUCUACGAUACCCACACUAAUCUCAGCUUCGACACCUUUGUUUCUGCGCUCUAA